Morchella sextelata is the source of this 429-nucleotide messenger RNA. RefSeq lists its product as uncharacterized. The transcript has a single exon. The coding region runs from base 1 to 429 and encodes 142 amino acids. The record is from RefSeq and is a predicted model, not a curated record. NCBI's taxonomy places the organism in Eukaryota, Fungi, Ascomycota, Pezizomycetes, Pezizales, Morchellaceae.
AUGUGCCAUUUCAAAGUUGUCAAAUACAGCGGCUGCGGCUGCGAGCUCAAGCUUGUUAUGGCUUGCUGCUCACAGGGAGAUGGUGCUGGCAACUGCAGCGGAGCAUCAAGAUACGAGAGGGUACUCCAGGCUGGUGUCUGUGGACGUGCAAAUUGCAGCUACUACGAGUACCAACGUCCCAGCGGAAGAUGGGCUUCAGGGAACUCGAGCACCACCCCAGAUAUCAAUAUCGAUUUCAACAACUUUGGCGUCCACCCCAAAGGUCCUAAUCCUUCACCUGCUGCUCCCAAACCUACUCCGGAAAUACCAAUGCCUACCGCUCCCAAACCAUACUUGUACGAUAUGAGUGAGUGCCGCAACUAUUCUCAAGGCCCUUACACCUCGAUCGAUGAUAGCGCAGCUUAUGACUUCACCUUGGAGCUUGAAUAA